Messenger RNA from Periophthalmus magnuspinnatus, 2628 nucleotides. Its product is annotated as WAS/WASL-interacting protein family member 2-like. The transcript has 8 exons. NCBI's taxonomy places the organism in Eukaryota, Metazoa, Chordata, Actinopteri, Gobiiformes, Gobiidae. Gene Ontology annotation, molecular function: actin binding. The coding region runs from base 172 to 1479 and encodes 435 amino acids. The record is from RefSeq and is a predicted model, not a curated record.
AGUGCUGAGCGGCGGUUAACGGGACCGUCCAAUCCGCUGGAAAUAUCCGAAAGAAAUUAUUAAAAGAAAACAUUAAAAAGAGGCGUGACGGCGCUGAGUACCGACUGUAAACAUGAGUUAACGACCGCGGGCCCGGUGAAGCUCGUCGGUGUGUGAGCCCACAGCAGCACGAUGCCUGUCCCUCCUCCUCCACCAGGGGGCCCCCCACCUCCCCCGGCCCUCAGUCAGUCCUCCAGAUGCCCUCCCACAGUCGGCGCUGACCGUGGAGCGCUUCUGUCCGACAUCUGCAGAGGCACCAGACUGCGAAAGGUCACCGAGGUCAACGACAGGAGCGCGCCACAACUCCACCAGUCCCGCCCCCCCACGCUGCAGACUCCAUCCCCGGCACAGACUCCGCCCCUCGCACACAGCCCGCUGGACAGUAAGCCCCCGCCCUCCGAGCACCCGUACUUCCGUUUGUACCAGUAUCUCCAGCAGGGGGCGCAGCGGACCUCCUCCACUAACAGCCCCGUCUCCACAGACAAGCCGAAAGUGGGUGAAGCUACAGUAGGAGCGGCCAAUGGCAGUGGAGCCACCAGUCCCUCGGGUUCAGCUCCACCAAUCGGAGGCCUGUUUCCAGGUGGAGUCCCCAAACUUCGAGCGUCUGCAGACGGUUCUUCGGGUCGAGCGCCGCGAGCCGCUGCGCCCCGCCCCCCGAGCCAACGCCAUGAUGACGUCGACAGCCCUGCGCUCUCCUCGGCCCCUCUCCCUCAGUGUCGGCGUGGUAACGCCCCAUCUCCUCCGGUCACCGCCUACAACCGAGAGAAGCCCCUCCCCCCGACCCCGCCCUCUGCCUCCAAGCCCCGCCCCCCUACCUCAGGAGGAAACCCCGCCCCCUGCUCCCUGGCCCCACCUCCUCCACAGUACCAUGGUAAUGGUGCAGAGAGCAGCCCGGACCUGCCGCAGAGACAAAACUCCCUCAACAAACGCCCUGCCCCCUCGCCAACAGGCCACACCCCCACACGAGGCCCUGCCCCUCCACCACCCAGCCCUGCCCACAACAGGCCAACGCCCACCGCCUCCAGCCCCUCCCACCAGGCGACCCGGCCCGCCCCUCCGAGCAGAGAACCGCCCCCCAGAGCCGCAGCUCCUCCUGCUCCGGUAAUGUCAUCGCCCCGCCCCGGCUGCAGAGAGGCUCCGCCCCCUCCGCCCGGCAGGACUCACGGUAGCCCCGCCCCUUCUGACCCCCCCUCUAGAGGAAAGCCCCCUCCUCCCCCACGCACCCCCGCAGCUCCGCCCCCCCCUCCCCCUUCCCACCCGCACCGCAACGGACCCUGCUCCCCCCGAAUCCGCAUCGACGAUUUUGAGUCUAAAUAUUCGUUUCAUCCUUUGGACGACUUCCCUCCUCCAGAAGAAUACAGGCACUUCACCAAGAUCUACCCCAGCAAAGCCAACCGAGUGAUGAGAGGAGCUCCGCCCCUGCCGCCUGUCGCCAGGUGAAGUGUCUGGUCCGAUUUUGCACCUGCACUUUUAGUUUUGUGACACAAACUACUGCGAUAAUUCAGCUUUGUUUAGUCGAUUCUUGAAAAGUGCCAAUUUGAGGAGAUCCUGAAGCGACUCGGAUCUGCUCCUCCCUCUCCUGCAUGUGGACAACUCAGACUACCCAUAAUUCAUAGUUUACAGUGUUAUUAUCAUGUGACAUAAUAACACUCUUUGUCAAACUCUUACUGUGGUUUAAAGGCAACUCUUGAAGAAAGCAUCCAGCUCAGACCAGAGCUAAACCAGGAAUAAAGCAGGACUAAAGCAGGUCUAAACCAGGACUAAACCGGGACUAAACCAGGACUAAACCGGGUCUAAACCAGGACUAAACCAGGACUAAACAAGGUCUAAACCAGGACUAAACCAGGACUAAACCGGGUCUAAACCAGGACUAAAGCAGGUCUAAACCAGGACUAAACCAGGACUAAACCAGGACAGAACCAUGUCUUUCACAUUAAGUUAUUUAAGUUGUGGACUUUGGUCUGAACUGGGUUCCUGUUCUCAGGAGCAGCUGUUAAACUGUCCUCUGGUUUAGAUCUGGACUUGGUCUGGACUUCGAUUCUUGGGUCCAUUUGUUUGUUUGAAUUGUCUUUAUUUAAGUUUCUGUUUUGUUGAAUUCAGCUGCUACUUUGAAUAGCCUGGGUCAAAUUGUGUAUUUUAAGUUCAUGUUUAACACUGUAAGUUGAUGUGACUAAACCGGCACUAAAAUAGAAUUAAAUCAGGGACUAAACCAGGAUUUGACCAACACAGAUAGGGACCAACUAAAACAGGACUAAACCGGGACUAAAUCACUUCUAAACCAGGAUUAAAUCAGGGACUGAACCAGGACUUGACCAUGAUUAUACCAGGACCAUUGCAGAUUAAAAUAGGGACCAACUAAAACAGAACUAAACCAGGUCUUAACCAGGACUAAAACAGGACUAAAAUGCGACUAAACCAGACCUAAACCAGGACUUUGCUGCCCUCUGUUCUCCCCCCUCCCUCUCUCUCUUUGCCUUAUGAGCGUUUUUGCCGUAAAAUUGUUUGGUUUGUACGAGGCGUGUGAUUGGCUGUUCAAACAUGACGUCGUGUUCUGCAUGAAACUAAAACUAAAAUAAAAGUUACUCACAG